CUACUCUUUUCAACAUUUCUUUUGUUCCAUAUCAGCAAACAAAGAGGGUAAGACCACAAGGAAACCAUGGAAUCAGAGACAAUGAGCGGUACUGGGAAGACGGUGUGUGUCACAGGUGCUUCAGGGUACAUUGCCUCAUGGCUGGUGAAGCUUCUGCUCGCAAGAGGAUACACUGUUAAAGCUUCUGUUCGUGACCCAAAUGAUACAAAGAAGACUGCACAUUUACUUGCUCUUGAUGGGGCAAAGGAAAGACUUCAUUUAUUCAAAGCAAACCUAAUGGAUGAAGGAUCGUUUGAUUCUUUAGUGGAUGGAUGUGAAGGUGUUUUCCAUACAGCAUCUCCAGUUAAUUUCGUAGACAAGAAUCCACAGGUUCAUUUCCAUUACAUCCUUGAGAUAGUUUCAACUGCUAUUUAG
Molecule: messenger RNA, 414 nt
Organism: Telopea speciosissima
Lineage: Eukaryota; Viridiplantae; Streptophyta; Magnoliopsida; Proteales; Proteaceae
Product: phenylacetaldehyde reductase-like
Exons: 2
Coding region: 67-414 (115 amino acids)
Molecular function (GO): oxidoreductase activity, acting on the CH-OH group of donors, NAD or NADP as acceptor
Source: RefSeq, a predicted model, not a curated record